AUGUUGAAGGAUGAGUUGCAGGCGCUGCAGCUGACAUACUGUAAGCUGGAGGAGCGAUACAAGGAGCUACAGAUGCACCACGAUGACAUCGUGUCACGAUGGAUGACGCAGAAGUCUGAGCUAGCCGACAGACUGAACGACGAAAACGACAAGAUGUUUCAAAUGCAGCGGGCGAAGCGCAAGGUGGAACUAGAAGAUGCUGCUAAGGAAAUGCAACCCGACAUCAGGCUGUCCUCCGGGUCGGACACAAUGUGUCCACGGCUAGAUGGCGCUUUAUUCGGGGGCUUGGCAACGAUACCCAGCAGAGUUCUUGCGAAACAGGAGAUACACGAGGGAGAAGUUAAUGCGCUUGCAUUUUCGGGAUCUGGCAAGAUGUUUGCCACCGGGGGCGCUGAUCGCAAGGUGCGUCUCUGGACAGAGUCUGGCGGUGUCAUAGAAUCGAAAGGUAUGCUGACGGGUAGCAAUGCACCGGUGAUGUCGGUGCAGUUUAACAUUGAGGAGGACAUGGUCCUGGCAGCGUCCUGCGACUACGCCAGCAGGAUCUGGACCGUCAACGAUCAACGACCGAGGUUCACGCUGACGCGGCCACAUUUUAAAAUAAAAAAUUUUUUAUUUAUUAAACUGCUGAGCUGCUCGCGCGACGACACGCUGAAGAUUAUUGACCUGAGACAGGAGAAGGUUCUACGCACGCUCUGCGCGGACGGAUUCCACGUGGCAGCAGACUGGGCGAGGUCGGCAUUCUCACCCGACGGACAAUACGCCGUCGCAGGCUCGACGGACAGCGCCAUCUAUAUCUGGAGCACGACGACGGGGAAGGUGGAGACCGUGCUCAAGGACAAGGACCAAUCGGGUUCUGUGAUGUGCUGCUCCUGGCAUCCCAACGGAAACUCCCUCUUCACCUGCGACAGGAACAGGAAGUUGUUAGUAUGGUUCUGAGGUCGUGAGAGGUCACGAUGAUGUCACGGCAGGGGGCGGUCGUCGGAUACGCACAGCGAAAUGCGAGUCAUGUAUCGCGAGAAGUCUUCGUCAGCGCAGGUAUUAAGUAGACUGCGCUCUUUAUCUACUACAUAAUUAUGUGUGUCUCUGCAAAUUAACAUUGAUAUGAACUUUUAAUGUCGUUAUUUGUAUAGUAAACGUGUGCCUAUGAUUGAUGAAUAAAACCGACAAUAUUUAUUUUCCAAAAA
Molecule: messenger RNA, 1184 nt
Organism: Priapulus caudatus
Lineage: Eukaryota; Metazoa; Priapulida; Priapulimorpha; Priapulimorphida; Priapulidae
Product: autophagy-related protein 16-like
Exons: 10
Coding region: 1-936 (311 amino acids)
Biological process (GO): autophagosome assembly
Cellular component (GO): autophagosome membrane
Molecular function (GO): protein binding
Source: RefSeq, a predicted model, not a curated record